AUGUUGGAAGUAGGCGACUUAGUUUACGUGUCGCUUCGCUGCAAUGGAGCCGUGGUCUGCAUAGUGGGUUGGGGCGUGGAGCUAGCUGACGACGAGAUUGUCAUUGGCACUAUCGCCGAAGUGGUUGCGAGCCUCAGCCAGAAGCUUUUGUCCAAGAGCGGUUCUGUUGCAUUCGUCCGUGUACCAGUGCUGGCAGUUACGACGGAAAAGCCUGAAGAUUGGAAAGGCCCCAAGGUGAAGGAUCUUCCGACUUUGAGUGCAUGCUUGGCUGCCUGGGAAAAGGCGGCCCGAGCCGAAUUGACCAGCAGCGAGGCCGAGGCUCCGAGAGCGAAGGCGGUCCCCAAGAGCAAAGAGAAGCCGGCGAAGGACCGGUUGAGCCGCGAGCUUGCGGGGCUGGCUGCGCUUUAUGGUGGGGCCGGAGAAGACGACGAGGACGACGAGAGCGAAGACGAGUCGCUGACCGGUGCCGGCCCGAGGUUCCUGGCCCCUGGGCAGAGCAGUGCCAAGACCGACAAGAAGAAGAAGGAGAAGAAGGGAGAGAAGGAGGGCGAGCUCGACUUCAAGCGCCUCUUGAUCAAAGGCCUGGCCGAAGGCGAGGACUCGAGCAAGAUGAUGCAGCUUAUGAUGAUGAGUCUUUUGAUGGAAAAAGGCGAGAAGAAGAAGCAGAAGGCCCGCUCCUCUCACGAUCCCCUUGGUUCGUCCUCCUCCGGAAGUUCGGGUUCCGAAGACGAGGUCGCCGGAAAGGGAAUGAAAGCGGUCCUUACCCUUCAGCAGUUGCACCGCCAGGUCCAUCGCAAGCCUCAUCGAGCAUGCCAACAAUUCGAGAAGGAAGUGACCGAGGAGCUGGGCAUCGUGGAGGGCCAGGCCUGGACCUUGAAGGACUACAUCAGAAAGCAGAACUGGGGAAGGUACCAAGGGCUACAGAGGUGCGCGGUGAUGGACGUGGCCGCCUACGAGCUCAUCCGGGCGGGGAAGCACGACAUUGCGGCGGCGCAGCUCAUCCAGAACUUGAAGGCGAAGAUCCAAGCCGUUCUCCAGAAUGGGGAUUGGCAGACGGCCUGGUUACUUACGGGGUUACCGGACCCCCUCAGUCGCAAAGAAUGGGCAGGCUCGAAGCAGGAGAUGGCGGUGGUAUCGGGCUACAUCGAGGCCUUGGCGAAGCUGAAGAAGCGUGUGGCCCAGGCCGGUGCGAGCGCCGAGGGAGAGGCCGAGGCACAGCAGUGGUGGGCUAAGUCAUUCGUGAACACGUUCGUGGCUUGGUCGAACUAUGUCGUGCUCGGCUGCCCGCGGCUGGAGGGAGGCGCAUGCCAGCCACGAGUGGGCUAUCGCAGCAUGGAGGAUGCUAGAUUCUUCUGUGAUAGGCUGCUUGGUGAGGUGCAAGAAUUUGCUUGUCACGAGCUUGUUGUGGGGGUUUUGGAGUGCGAUGGUAAGAGGGCCGUCGUGGAGGAGCUUCUUCAAAACGUCGUGACAGCAGCAGGUGCAUGCUACGGUGCUCCAGCCCAGGCUGGAUCUUCGGCUACUACGGCGUUGCCGGUUGUGGCUGCUCGCGUGGCUGUGCCGGAGGAGGCUGGAAAUGUAGACCCUGUUGAUUGGCUCCCGGAGGGCCAGGCGGCCGUGCUGGCGAAUUUGCCAGCGCUCAGGCUUCCGGAGGAUCAGUGGGAUGAGGUGCCCGUUGCGUGCCAUCAGGUACCGCUCCAGGAGGAGAAGAAUGUGGCCGCAAAGCUUUUGGAGACGGGGAUGGCAGUUCUUGUCCCAGAGAGCGACCUGCCGCGUCGAGAGGACGGUCGAUUACUAGUUGGGGGUCUUUUUGGGGUUUCCAAGAAUGCCUCUGAGGAUCGUCUCAUUUUUGAUCGGCGACCAGAGAACUCUACGAUGCCGAGGCUGGAUUGGGCUGCCCUGCCGAGUGGUGCAUGCUACACGCGUAUGCUGCUCCAGCCUGAUGAGUUCUUGAGAGGGUCCGGGGAUGAUUUGCGGAAUUAUUAUUACGCCCUGAAGCUCCCCGCAAACUGGAUCAAGUUUAACUCGGUGGGCAGGCGUGUGGACAAGGCCUUGGUUUCAGCUUACGGCGGCGACCCAAACAUUCCAUAUCGGCUUUGCUUUCGGGUCUUGGGGAUGGGUGACGUGAACGGGUGUGCCAUCGCUCAGGCGACACACGAGGCCGUGCUCAAGUCCGAGGGCGUGCUAGCCUCGAAGGUGACAUUGCAGUAUGGUGCCCCAGUCCCAAAAACCGACUUGUGGGAGGGGGUCUACUUGGACGACUUGCUGGUGACGCUCCGCAAGAAGGUCCCGGGCAUCGUACCACUAGAUGGCUCUUUCAUACCGCCCGUGCCGCAGGAGGAUGACCCCGAUGUGAAGGAGAUCCGGAGUGCUGAGACAGCAUAUGAUAAGGCCGGACUUAAGCGCGCCAUUCACAAGUCCUUCUGCAUGCUGUGCCGCUUCCGCGCAUGGGGUGCAGAGGUCGAUGGCGUGAUGGGCAAGGUUGGAGCUCCUUUGCAAGUUCGUCGUGAGGUUUGGAAGUUGCUUUCGUUGAUUGUGCGUCUAGGCUGGGCUACGAAAAACAUCCUGGAAAAGAUUAACGGCUUCGUGUGCUUCAUUUUCCAGUACAGGAGCGAUGGUGUCGACUACCCGACCAUAUCCGUGAUGAGCUCAGAAGUGUCAGCUUGUGGUGCGGUGCGGGCGGACAUCACGCCGCAGCUGGCUCAGGAGCUCUGGGUACGGUCUGAAGUUCGGGGUGAAGCUGUCCGGUUGGACCGCAGCGAGGCCGCUCUCUUUUUGGAGGUGGAGCCCGCGGAGCCUUCGAAGUUCGUCAGCGCCUUAUCGGAGUGCCUGAGCUGGCGAACCACAGCAGGUUACACUUUCCGCCAGUCUUCUCACAUCAACUUACACGAGUUACGUGCAUUAAGACGUGAAAUCGUGAAACUGGCUUCGAACUUUGACGCGGGUGGCCUCGUGCAGCUGGCCCUUAACGAUUCAAGGGUCGCAAUUGGAGCGGUGGCAAAGGGGCGAUCAAGUAGUUACAAGGUGAAUGGGCUAUUACGUGCACAGUUGCCCUUUAUGAUCCUAGGCGAUAUUGCACUAGCUCUCCUUUGGGUCGAGACGGAAAGCAACCUCGCCGACCAUCCGUCUCGUUUCCGCGAACUCCCUCCACCCACGUCACCCCGAGCAUGGAUGGCUAAGUACGGGGUCCUUCUGAGGGAGAAUAUGAUCGGCAUUGAGGUUGUGACGGCCGGAUGCGAGGUCACCACGGCGCACAGAUCGGAAGGCCUGGAGAUGUGUGACCCCUGUGAUGUUCGAACUGGCGCCCCGAUUGGGGAAGGUGGUCUCGCUGACAUGAUCGAGGGCGGCCGCCUUGGUUGGAUGUGGAUUUCUCCUCCUCGCCUUGACUCCCGGGGCUCGGUACGAGCCUGGACACGUGCCCUUGCUUUGGCUGCCCUGAUGUAUAAGGCUGGAGGCUUCUUCAUCAUUGAGCACCCGUGCUGCAGUCGAGCCUGGAGCCUCAGAGUGACCGAACUGUUCGAAGGCAGAGAAGUUGCUCGUAAACACCAUGUUGUUUGGACUGCGGGAGUGGAUCGUCUUGCAUCUUCGCGCGAGGGAGUCCCCACCAUUCUGUACUCCAAUUGCCCUUGGCUGAAGGCGGUAGUGAGUGGGUUGUCGGAUCGUCGUGCGUAUGGAGACUGGGGCCGAAAUCGGCCGGUUGUGGAUCGCUCAAUCUUCUGUCGAGCCCUAGCUCAUGCCUGCCGGGCGUGGGCGAAGGGCGCCUCGGUUGAGUGA
Molecule: messenger RNA, 3771 nt
Organism: Symbiodinium sp. CCMP2592
Lineage: Eukaryota; Dinophyceae; Suessiales; Symbiodiniaceae
Source: the annotation of a GenBank genome assembly